CCGGUUUUCAAUAUUAUUCCUGCCGUAGAUAGAGUUUGAACAUACCGUACUGUAAUAAUUUCCUUUGUUUGAUUUUUCCUCCCUUUGCUUCUUUUGUUUUUAUUAUUAUUAUUAUCUGUUCUUGGUGUUCGCAGCGGUACCUGAUUGUCAGGGAUUCUGUAACCUGCAUAAUUGUGAACAGGGUGCAAAUGUGCUUCUGCUGCGGCCCGUUCACCAGAGGGAAAAAGAAAAAGAACCAAAUGGUUUAGCUAGGGAAGGUGAGUGCGUACUGCUCCCUUCUCGUGCGACUUAUAAGCUAAGGUCAGCCCACACGUCCGUCCUCACUCUUUUCCUCCUUUCCUCUCUCUCUCCUUCCAUCUUUGCCCUCCUACAUCCACUUCCAACCCCUUACCAAUCUACAACAGCUCUCCAACCUUCAAACAUCCCUCACAAACACAAACUUUAACAGCAAAAAUCUGUCACAAUGGCCGCUCGUGUCCAACACCCUGCUCCUGCGUUCAAGGGAACUGCUGUCGUUGAUGGUAGCUUCGAAGGUGAGUUUGUCUGGCAAAUGUUUAGCCCCUGUCGACAUUUUUGUCUCUUGGGUGAUAACGAGGCUUAGGGAUGCUGACUUGCCCUCGAUAGAAAUUUCUCUUGAGGAUUACAAAGGAAAGUGGCUCAUUCUCGGAUUUAUCCCCAUGGCCUGGACUUUUGUUUGGUAUGUAGCCUCCUUCUUGAGGUUUGAACAUCAUUCCGUGGAAUUAAUCACUGACCCUCCUUUGCCAUCUUUAUCAGUCCGACCGAAGUUAGUCGGCCCUUCUACACCUACAGGUCAGCCGAGGGUUUAAACUAAAUAUUAUUUCACAGAUCAUUGCUUUCUCUGAGGCUACCAAAUCUUUCGAGGAGCGUGGUGCCUCAAUUGUCUUUGCUUCUGUUGAUUCUGAGUACAGGUCAGUGUAGUCGCACUCAGUGUUGGUGUUGGGAUGGUUAGGAUGGGAGAUUUAGCUGACAAUGUCACAGCUUGCUAGCUUGGUCCAGCACCGAACGUAAGGACGGAGGUCUUGGGAAUGUCAAUAUUCCCUUGUUCAGUGAUAAGAACCAUAAGCUUGCCAAGGAUUAUGGGGUUUUGAUUGAAGAGGACGGUGUCGCCCUCAGGGGUUUGUUCAUUAUCGAUCCCAAGGGAACGAUCAGACAAGUAAGCGCAUAUGACUUGAUCAGAUAUCCUUUUCGUGGCUAAUGUGGGUGAUUUUUAGAUCACUAUCAAUGAUCUUCCUGUCGGAAGGUCGGUUGAUGAGACUCUUCGCCUUGUAGACGCUUUCAAGUUCACUGAGAAGGUAUGAUGAGACACUUUUACUAUCAAUCAAGUGGAUGGAAACUGACAUAACACUUAGUACGGCGAGGUUUGCCCUGCCAACUGGAGCCAGGGAGGCGAAACCAUCAAGGCCAAUCCCAAGGAAUCAAAGGAGUAUUUUAACAAGGUCCAUGGUUAGACACCCGAUUUGACUGGUAGCGGUGGAAUCAUAUUUGUCAGAUAAAAAAAAUGGGAGGAAGUGUGACUAGGAAGCGGUUGCUAGUAUCAUAUCGUACCAGUCCCCCCGCUCAUGUUAAUAAUUUCCCUUUGCAUCUAUCAGCGAAACUGUGGGUCCUUCUGAAAGAAAAAUAUUUUUAAAAAGAACUCUCUGUUCUUGAUUUUUUUUUUCCUUCCCAUUUUAAAAAUAACACUUGUUUUCGAAUUGACCUUUUCACGCUUUGACUGGGGGGGGGGGGGGGUAUCCUUUGAUGUUUUCAUUUCCUUCUAGUGAAAAAAUUGGGGGGUAGGAAAUGUUGGAAAGAUUAGACGGAUAAUCUGAUACCUUCGUGCCGUGGAUGCUGCUAUUGCCGGUAUGCGACCUUUGGGUAUGGUGUGGGGUGUCUUUAAGGUGUACCAAGCUGUUGCAUCAUGAAACACUUGAAUUUUGUCAGGGUUGAGGGUUAUAUGUUUAAAAGGCUUGAAACUAUGGUUCGUGCCAUUCAAAACCUGCACGAGGCUGAAGUGAUGUGUUACAUGUGGCUGUACCUCAGUUGAUGCCAAGCCUUGAAUUUUCCAUGGAAUUAUGGUCAAGGGUUUAAAUAAUAAUAUAUUUUAAAUAGAUUUAAAGAUAAAUAAUAUGAGGUUAUAAUAAAAAUAACAAGAGAAGAGAAAUGUUAAAAUAUUAACAAAUAUAUACAAUAAUCUUUUAAAAUAUAGUAUUAUACAUUAAUCCAACUCUCUACUGUUUUAUUAUAUAUACUAGAGAAAUAAUAGUUGUUGUCAUUAGGGUUAAUAAUAUUGCUUAUAGGUUACAGGUUAUAUUUACUCUUUUCAGUGCAUAAUAUGAUCUUUUUAAGCUAAAAUCCUAUUUCCUGAAUAAUGAAUCUCUAAUUACUAAGAAAUCAAACUGUGGCUGAUGUAACAUUUUUCUCUCUUUCUCACCAAAAGUACAACUUUUCAAAUUUGCAAGGAUCUCCAACCAGGAACAAAAAAAAUAAAAGAAAACCUCACGGUUAUUCUCCAUCAAGUUCUCUUCAACACUGAGGUUUUUUUUUUUCCCAUAAUGCUGCUAGUUGUAAAGCCUUGUCGAUUUAAAAGUUGUGGAAUUUCUGGUGCAGGUUUUGAAUGGCACGAACCAUACAAGUUUCUCAUCUAUCAUAUUCUAUUUAUAAUAGAAAACAUGACUGCAAUUUGUUAUCAUAAGAACCAAUUGUAUUGUUAUAUCAAUUAUCACAAAUUAUUG
This is a messenger RNA of Tuber aestivum (summer truffle), 2732 nucleotides long. The record is from the annotation of a GenBank genome assembly. Lineage: Eukaryota; Fungi; Ascomycota; Pezizomycetes; Pezizales; Tuberaceae.